CAACACGUUACUGCAUUGCCGGCGAGAAAGGAGAUGCGAAUCCCACGCCACAGUUGUCUCGCUCGUCUUCGUGGACCGCCACGGCCGACGCUUCCAGGAAACCUAGUUUGGGAGAAGAAUUUGACUGAUUCGGCUAUGAAUUUGUCAGUCAUGGCGGCGAUAGUGUCGUAGCAAUUGGACAAUUCAGAGCGACGACGACGACGACGACGGUGAUGAUUCAGAUGAUGGACAAGGCCGCGGAGGUGCUGCUGCCGACGUGGUGGGAGGUGGAGGUUACCGUCGCCGCCGCCGCCUUCGUGAUCCUUGCCUACUGCUUCUUCUUGUUCGCCUAUGCUACUGGUGCUGCUGAUCCUGGGGCCUCCAUUGAUGUUGAGGAUCGCUCCGGUCUUCUCUCCGGAGAUGCUGUUGACGAGAAAGAAAAGAUGGUCCAGCUGAAGGGAGCCCAUCAGGCCACUUCUGCUUUUAUGAUCAAGUUGGAACUGUUGGCAGCCAAAAACCUUAUUGGUGCUAACUUGAAUGGCACUUCAGAUCCAUACGCAAUCAUCACUUGUGGUACAGAAAAGAGAUUCAGUUCUAUGGUUCCUGGCUCAAGAAAUCCCAUGUGGGGAGAGGAGUUCAAUUUUUCUGUAGAUCAGCUUCCUGUCGAGAUUAAUGUGACUAUAUAUGAUUGGGAUAUAAUUUGGAAAAGUGCAGUUCUUGGUUCAGUGACUGUUCCUGUUGAAAAUGAGGGUCAAACAGGUGCUGUGUGGUAUACAUUGGAUAGCCUAUCAGGGCAGGUUUGUCUCCACAUUAAAACAAUAAAACUCCCUGUAAAUGCUUCCAGAGGUUUGAAUGGCUAUGGUGGAGCAAACCCUCGAAGAAGAAUUUCAGACAAACAAGGACCCACAGUUGUUCAUCAAAAACCUGGGCCUCUGCAAACAAUUUUUGGUCUCCUGCCAGAGGAGGUUGUUGAGCAUAGCUAUUCAUGUGCACUGGAGAGGUCCUUCUUGUAUCAUGGCCGUAUGUAUGUCUCUGCAUGGCGCAUAUGCUUCCAUUCUAAUGUAUUUUCGAAGCAAAUGAAGGUAGUCAUACCAUUUGGAGAUAUAGAUGAGAUAAGGAGGAGUCAGCAUGCUUUUAUUAAUCCGGCCAUUACAAUUAUUCUUCGAAUGGGUGCUGGAGGGCAUGGUGUGCCUCCCUUGGGAAGUCCUGAUGGGAGAGUCAGGUAUAAAUUUGCAUCAUUUUGGAACAGAAAUCAUGCAUUGAGAGCUUUGCAGCGUGCUGCCAAAGAUUUCCACACAAUGGUUGAAGCUGAGAAGAAGGAGACGGAACAGUCAGCACUUCGUGCACAUAGCAGCUCCAUUAGAGGCAGUAAAAGGCAGGCUAUGAUUCCUGAAGAAAAUACCCCCAAACCUGUCAAGUUUCAGUCAUUCGUCAAAGAAGAAGUUUUAGUUAACAUAUAUAAUGAUGUUUUUCCAUGUACAGCAGAGCAGUUCUUUGAACUAUUGUUGAAUGAUAGCUCCAACUUUACAAAUGAGUAUAGAGCAGUGCGAAAGGAUACUAAUCUUUCUGUUGGUCCAUGGCAUUCUGCUGAUGAAUAUGACGGUCAAGUCAGAGAGAUAACAUUGAGAGCCUUAUGCAACAGUCCAAUGUGCCCUCCAGACUCAGCAAUGACAGAGUGGCAGCAUGCUAUUCUCUCACCAGAUAAGAAACAGCUGGUUUUUGAGACUGUACAGCAGGCACAUGAUGUACCAUUUGGGUCCCACUUUGAGAUUCAUUGUAGAUGGUCUUUAGAGACAAAAUCUGAAUCCUCAUCUAGUGUUGAUAUUCAAGUAGGUGCACAUUUUAAGAAGUGGUGUGUGAUGCAAUCCAAGAUUAAAUCCAGUGCAAUUAAUGAGUAUAAGAAAGAGGUGGAGUUGAUGCUAGAUGUCGCCCGUUCGUACAUUAAGUCGAAAACUUCUAAUGGCGAGAUCACCGGCGUUGCUUCCCGUCCUUCACACGCUGCUGUCCCCGAAAACACAUAACAGUUGGUGCAAUCCUCCAUCAGUUUUGCUUCUUUGUAUCUCCUACUUUUCUUGUAUUGUUUUUCCCUCAUAUCGUCAGUAAAUUAUCCUAUAUAGUGCAAGUCGGGGUGCAUUGUAACUUAAUAAGUCUAGCAAAAGGAUCAAUUAUUGUGUAAUUUCACCCUGUCUCCUUGAAUGAGAGCUAGUGGUGUGUUACCUUGUGGUACUUUGUGUAAUCCAAAGGUGCCUCAUUUUUUGGGUAA
Messenger RNA from Diospyros lotus (date-plum), 2242 nucleotides. RefSeq names its product BAG-associated GRAM protein 1. The transcript has 19 exons. NCBI's taxonomy places the organism in Eukaryota, Viridiplantae, Streptophyta, Magnoliopsida, Ericales, Ebenaceae. The record is from RefSeq and is a predicted model, not a curated record. Bases 213 to 2000 code for a protein of 595 amino acids.